AUGCCAACCACCACGUCCGCACCUGACAAAUCGAGACAGACCUCGGCUGGCAAAUCGUUUUUCGGAAGGAAGCUGCACAAGGAACGACCGGUAGAGGACACUCACAGCGGAGGAUUUGACAGUCUCGCGCCUCCCGGGAGUUCGGCAGGCUCCCGUUCGUCUCGACAUUCGAAACGGUCUUCUGUCCAGUCGGUCGAUUACCCCUACGAUAUCGAUCCGGCCGGGCUCUCCAUGACAGCCGGGGUCAUCACAUCCAUUCCCUUUGAGAGUUUACCCGCAGAUACCAAAUCCCCCAUCCCGGUCGAUUAUCUAUCCAAAGCCGAGACGUCGCCACGAAAAGAGCCGUCACCACACCAUCUUGCGAAAGGAGGCGGCGAUUUUCACCAGUACCCAGCUUGGAAUCCUACGGCCGUUCGAGACACCAAUCAAUAUUCGCACCCCACCGGGCCCCGCCCACCACCGCAUGGUGCGAACGUGACGAUGUCUGGAAGUGCGACGGGAGAUCGAGGGACACGCUAUCAACAGUGGGGGGUACGACCGGGGAGCUCUUCUACGAAUGUCGGACUCAGCCACAAUUCGUCGUUGUCGACAGUAGAUUCUUCCUCGAUUUCACGCAUGUCUCUGGACCAAGCCAGCAUUCAUUCAUCGCUCUCCUCGAACACAAGAGGCUCGAGCUAUCUUUCGUCCGACGGAUCUGCGCGCACGCUUACAACCUCGCAUUCGGCAGACCGCAACACUUACUUUCCCAAUGGGAACCCUAGCAACAAUCGACUAUCCAAUGCACAUAUGGCCUGGCAGUCCGCUCAACCGCCGCCGGCAGCCCAACCAAGACCGAACAAUCCUGAACAGUACUUGACUCGACCGAGAGAUGACCGCGUGGUCGACCAGCUUUUUCUGGAGUUGAUGCAGAAGCGAGGAUGGCAGAAUCUCCCCGAGCAAGCCAAACGGCAAAUGCUUUCAUAUCCCGCUUCGAAGAAAUGGACCCUGGUUCACCAAGAUCGGCUCACGGAAUUGCAAGGAGAGCAGAAGCGGCGACAGAACGCUCGCCAGACGCACGGUCACGAUGGCCCGUCGGGAAUCCUGGAGCGAGCCGAUGAAGAGGGGAGUCCGGAGUGGUACGUGAAGAAAGUCAUGGACGACUCGAUCACAUCGAAACAGCUGGCCAGUUUGAGUGUCAGUCUUCGAACGCAACCGAUUAGCUGGGUGAAAGCUUUUGUCGAGUCCCAAGGACAGAUAGCGUUGACGAAUGUGCUGGCCAAAAUCAAUCGUCGAAAGGCCUCGGGCCCUGUCCCGGCCCCUCCAACAGGAGACAAGGACUUGGAUCGAGAGUACGAUAUUGUGAAAUGUCUCAAGGCCUUGAUGAACAACAAGUACGGCGCAGAUGAUGCGUUGUCGCACCAGCAGGUGAUUGUGGCCCUCGUGAGCUCGCUAUUGUCUCCUCGAUUGAACACGAGGAAGCUGGUCAGCGAAGUGUUGACCUUCCUCUGUCACUGGGCCGAAGGGCACGGCCACCAGAAAGUUCUCCAGGCCAUGGAUCAUGUCAAGAACCACCAUGGUGAAACGGGCCGUUUCGACGCGUGGAUGCGCAUCGUCGAGGUCACAAUCGACGGGCGCGGCAAGAUGGGCAGCUUAGUCGGCGCCAGCGAGGAGUAUCGAAGUGGUGGAAUUGGAAUGGAGAACCUUCUGAUGGAGUAUGCGGUCUCGACCAUGCUUCUGAUCAACAUGCUGGUUGAUGCGCAGGAACAUGACGUGCAGCUGCGGUGUCACAUCCGGGCGCAAUUCAUCUCGUGUGGUAUCAAGCGUCUCCUGACGAAGAUGGAGGGUUUCCAAUAUGAAGUCAUCGACAAGCAGAUCGAACGGUUCCGUGAGAAUGAGGCGAUCGAUUACGAAGACCUUCUCCAGCGAGAGGGCAGCAGCAUGAAGGAUAGUAUCGAGGGGGAGGUGAAGGACAUGAGCGACCCGCUGCAGAUUACCGAUGCCAUCGCAUCCAAGAUCAACGGCACUCGGGCACAUGACUACUUCCUCUCGGCCAUGCAACACAUGCUCCUGAUCCGAGAGAAUUCCGGUGAAGAUGGCCUCCGAAUGUACCAACUGGUGGAUGCGAUGCUCAGCUACGUCGCCAUGGACCGAAGGUUGCCCGACCUGGAUUUCCGGCAAGGGUUGACGUUUACCGUGCAAAGCCUUCUGGACCGGCUGCACACAGAUGCCGAGGCCAGGCAGGUAUACGAUGAGUCUCUGGAAGCCCGCCAAAUCGCAGAGGCCGCGAUUGCCGAACGUGAUGAGAUGAAGGCGCAGAUCGAAUUGGGAGCCGAUGGCCUGGUGAAGAAGUUGCAGAAGCAAAUCGACGAGCAAACCGGGAUCAUAGAGCUGCAGUCGAGACAAAACGAGAUGGUCAAAGCCGAGCUCGCGGAUGUGCAGAGACUCCGCGCACAGGAGCUGCAGCGCAAUGAACUGGAAACUCGAGAGUUGUAUCUGAUGCUCCGAGAUGCCCAGGACAUCGCUGCCUCGAAUGCGAUGAAGAACAAUAAUCUUGCAGAAGAUGAUCCCUCGCAGAUGAGGGGCAUACUGGACCGCGAGAAGCUUCUGGGCCGGCUGGAAAUGCAGCUGGAGCGGACCAAGACGCAAUUUAAACUGGAAGGCAAGGUCUGGGGUCAGCACGGGCCGUCGGAUCGACUGCGUGAAUUGCGAGAACAGAUGGACGGGGAGACCGGGCCGAACGAGGAAUUCGAGGAGCACGCUCGUCGGAACCUGGACAGCAACGCUUUGGGAUCCACCUACCGGAAGAGAAACCAUGUCGCUGGUGGUGAGGGGCAGGAAGGGGACCAGGAGGUGGAUGAGAACGGCGAAGUGAUCUAUGAGAAGGCGCGCCUCGUGGAUCUCCAGCGACCCCGAAUGAACCCCAAUCAAGCGACUGGUCUCCUUGGGGAAAUCACCUCUAAGGUGCCCAAAUUUGACUCCGAUGAGAACGACACUGCUCAAGUCGACGGUGAGGGUAAAGAUGACAAGGCUGGAGACCAACCACCAGCCGUGGCUGCUCCUCCUCCACCACCGCCACCUCCACCACCUCCUCCACCGCCGCCUGGUCUACCCGGGGCUGUUCCUCCCCCUCCUCCUCCGCCUCCACCACCACCUCCGCCCCCAGGAGGAGGUGUUGGUAUCCCUCCGCCCCCGCCGCCGCCUCCUCCGCCCCCUGGAGCGGGAGGUCUUAUGCCCCCGCCCCCGCCCCCGCCUCCCCCAGGAGGUGCCUCGUUUGGUGCCCCUCCGCCACCACCCCCUCCUGGCGCCGGGUUUGGUGGCUGGCGUGCCAAUUACAUGGCUUCGCAAGGUCUUCCAUCCAAGCCGUCAGCGGCUAUGCCGUCUAUCCGACCUAAGAAGAAACUCAAGGCUCUCCAUUGGGACAAGGUUGAUGCUCCGCAGGUGACUGUGUGGGCCUCGCACGACGCGACGCCUCAGGCGAAGGAGGAGAAAUACACCGAGUUGGCGAAGCGUGGUGUAUUGGAUGAAGUGGAGAGGUUGUUCAUGGCUAAGGAGACCAAGAUCUUCGGUGGUGGCGCAGCAUCCAAGCAACGCAAAGACAAGAAGCAAAUCAUCUCGAAUGAGCUGUCCAAGACCUUCCAGAUCGCGUUGGCCAAAUUUUCACAAUACCCUGCCGAGGAGGUCGUGCGGAUGGUUAUCCAUUGCGACGCCGAUAUUCUCGAUAACAUGGUCGUCAUGGACUUCUUCCAGCGGGAUGAAAUGUGCACGCUCCCGGAGAAUAUCUCUAAGACGAUGGCACCGUACAGCCGAGACUGGACCGGUCCGGAUGCUGCCAGCUCCGAGCGAGAGCAAGACCCGAGCGAAUUGACCAGAGAAGAUCAGAUUUAUCUGUACACGGCCUUUGAACUGCACCACUAUUGGAAGGCCAGGAUGCGUGCCCUUGCGUUAACACGCUCCUUUGAGCCGGACUAUGAGCACAUCUCCGCAAAACUUCAGCAGAUCGUCAAAGUCAGUGAAACUUUGCGGGAUUCGGUGUCCCUGAUGAAUGUCCUCGGUCUGAUUCUGGAUAUCGGUAACUUCAUGAACGACGCCAACAAGCAGGCCCAGGGUUUCAAACUUGGCUCUCUGGCUCGUCUCGGGAUGGUGAAAGACGACAAGAACGAAACGACAUUUGCGGACCUGGUCGAGCGAAUUGUUCGUAACCAGUACCCCGAAUGGGAAGGCUUCUACGACGAGAUCAACGGCGUCGUCGCCAUUCAGAAACUGAACGUGGACCAGCUUCGAACGGAUGCCAAGAAGUACAUUGAUAACAUCAAGAAUGUCCAGGCAAGUUUGGACGCGGGCAACCUCAGUGAUCCCAAAAAGUUCCACCCCCAGGAUCGUGUCAGCCAAGUCGUCCAGCGCAGCAUGAAGGAUGCGAGACGAAAGGCCGAACAAAUGCAGCUCUACUUGGAUGAGAUGAUCAAGACAUAUGAUGAUAUCAUGGUCUUCUACGGUGAGGACAAUGCAGACGAGGGCGCCCGGCGAGACUUUUUCGCCAAGUUGGCGGCGUUCUUGCUGGAGUGGAAGAAAUCCAAAGAAAAGAACAUGACUUUGGAGGAGUCGAGGAAGCGGACCGAGGCGUCCUUGGCUCGCAAACGCAUCAAUGCUGGCCUGGCGAACAGUGCCAGCUCUACUACCGAGGCACCCCAGUCACCAGCCAGCAGCGGUGCCAUGGACUCGCUGCUUGAGAAAUUACGAGCUGCAGCACCUCAAGCCAGGGAUCAACGUGAUCGCCGUCGUCGUGCACGAUUGAAGGAGCGACACCAGGUCCGGGUCGCAUCAGGACAGAAGAUUCCGGAUUUUGCUGGGUCUGAUGGUGUGGACACCGAGAAGAGUAAUAACGCGGAAGAAGGCACCAGCAACACUGCAGACAACAACAACAACAAUAACAAUGCCGAUGCCGAUGCCACCGAGACUGGACUGCUGAGUCCUGCCGUUCCGGAAUCCGAUGCGGGCUCCACUGGCAAAGAGUCCCAGGUGUCCGAAAGCGAGGACGUGGCAGACCGUGCCGCAAGUAUGCUCCAGGGCCUACGGGACAACGCCGAUGGGGAGCGCACGCGAAGACGAAGAGAGACCGCAGAAGAGGAGCGGCGCAAACGCAGGCUACGAAGGCGAAAUGGCGCCACCAGUGGAAGCAAAGACAGCGCCGACGGCUCAAUCCUGUCCGGCGCACCCGAACCGAUGUCACCUCGGACGGAUACCAUAGAGCCUCCUGAAAACAUUCCGUCCAGUCCUCCAGCUGAGGACGAUGCCGCCUCCCAGCCACCUCUGGCCCCGGCCAUCAUCGUCUCUCCUACGGCCGAUCAGCACCUUCGCUCGCCGGGCAGCAGUCGCGGUGACGACGAUCCUACCGAUGGCCCAUCGGGCUAA
This is a messenger RNA of Aspergillus affinis, 5388 nucleotides long. RefSeq names its product formin sepA. NCBI's taxonomy places the organism in Eukaryota, Fungi, Ascomycota, Eurotiomycetes, Eurotiales, Aspergillaceae. The transcript is spliced from 2 exons. Gene Ontology annotation, cellular component: mating projection tip; cell division site. The record is from RefSeq and is a predicted model, not a curated record. Bases 1 to 5388 code for a protein of 1795 amino acids. Gene Ontology annotation, molecular function: actin binding; small GTPase binding. Gene Ontology annotation, biological process: actin filament bundle assembly; mitotic actomyosin contractile ring assembly; barbed-end actin filament capping.